UAGAACAGGGGUAUCUUUAACCCUGGCUGUGUUAAUAUAUAUAUAUUGAGGAGGCUGGUAUGCUUUGUUUGGUUGACUGACGGGAAGCUUUGCUAAGUGGAGACAAGAAAUAACACAUCAAUAUGUCACCUAAGAAGGCAAAGAAGAAGGCGGAGAAGGCCAGCUCCAAUGUGUUCUCUAUGUUUGAGCAGUCCCAGAUCCAGGAGUUUAAAGAGGCUUUCACCAUCAUGGACCAGAACAGGGACGGCUUCAUUACCAAAGAGGAUCUGAGAGACACCUUCGCAGCGCUGGGACGUCUCAAUGUGAAGAAUGAGGAGUUGGAUGACAUGGUGAAUGAGGCCCCUGGACCGAUCAACUUCACCGUCUUCCUCACCAUGUUUGGAGAGAAGCUCAAAGGAAGCGAUCCAGAGGAGACCAUCCUGAACGCAUUUAAGAUCUUCGACCCUGAGGCCUUAGGUCACAUCAGUAGUGAUUAUAUCAAGACCAUGCUGAUGACAAAAGCAGACAAAUUCAGUGAGCUGGAGGUCCAGGAGAUGUUUGAGGCGUUCCCUCCUGACGUCUCCGGAAAUCUCGACUACAAGAACCUGUGCUACGUCAUCACCCACGGAGAGGAGAAGGACCAGGAAUGAGCAGGAAGUGAUCAGUCUUCCUGUCUGGAAAUAGUGACAGCUUACAACCCUGGUACUAACAAAAGGUGUAAACAAACAGAUUCCUUUGCCAGCAUAACCUGAUCUCUUUAUUGUGCAUUGCUGCUUUUACAAAAAUAUCUACCCCAAAUUCAGCACAGAGUAGAAAUCAAUAGCUAGGAUUAUUUUCAAAGGUUGAGAAAUACAUGUUAAUAAAGCUCUGGAACUAAA
Molecule: messenger RNA, 857 nt
Organism: Polyodon spathula (Mississippi paddlefish)
Lineage: Eukaryota; Metazoa; Chordata; Actinopteri; Acipenseriformes; Polyodontidae
Product: myosin regulatory light chain 2B, cardiac muscle isoform-like
Exons: 7
Coding region: 123-629 (168 amino acids)
Cellular component (GO): cytoplasm; mitochondrion
Molecular function (GO): calcium ion binding
Source: RefSeq, a predicted model, not a curated record